AUUCUUUUUUCAAUUAGCGACGUUGCCUGGUAUGUACGAACGCACAAUCACGAUCGGAUCGGCGGGCAAAACGUUUAGCGUUACAGGUUGGAAAAUAGGCUGGGCCUAUGGACCGGUGAAUUUGUUGCAUAAUCUGCAAGUAGUGCAUCAGAACUCCAUAUACACAUGUUCCACAACGAUUCAGGAAGCCUUAGCUAUUGCAAUUGAAUUGGAAACCAAACGCUUGGGACAGCCGGACUCUUAUUUCCAAAGUCUGACAAGGAAUCUAAUAUCGAAGCGCGACUACAUGGCGAAAUUCCUCCGGGAAGUUGGUAUGGUGCCGACGAUACCCGAGGGUGGUUACUUUAUACUCGCUAACUGGUCCGCAUUGGAGAGCAAAGUGAGGCUGCAGGAGGAAACGGACGAGAAUAAGGACUACAGGUUCACCAAGUGGAUGACGAAGAACGUCGGUGUUCAGGGUAAUCCUGUCUCGGUCUUCUAUAGCUCGGAACAUAAAACUCUAGCGGAGGACUAUGCGCGUUACUGCUUUGUAAAG
Molecule: messenger RNA, 535 nt
Organism: Wasmannia auropunctata (little fire ant)
Lineage: Eukaryota; Metazoa; Arthropoda; Insecta; Hymenoptera; Formicidae
Product: kynurenine--oxoglutarate transaminase 3-like
Exons: 2
Biological process (GO): biosynthetic process
Cellular component (GO): cytoplasm; mitochondrion
Molecular function (GO): L-kynurenine:2-oxoglutarate transaminase activity; pyridoxal phosphate binding
Source: RefSeq, a predicted model, not a curated record